Cladophialophora immunda is the source of this 1703-nucleotide messenger RNA. RefSeq lists its product as uncharacterized. The coding region runs from base 126 to 1484 and encodes 452 amino acids. Gene Ontology annotation, cellular component: protein phosphatase type 2A complex; cytoplasm; nucleus. The record is from RefSeq and is a predicted model, not a curated record. Gene Ontology annotation, biological process: mitotic spindle organization. The transcript has a single exon. Gene Ontology annotation, molecular function: peptidyl-prolyl cis-trans isomerase activity; protein tyrosine phosphatase activator activity. NCBI's taxonomy places the organism in Eukaryota, Fungi, Ascomycota, Eurotiomycetes, Chaetothyriales, Herpotrichiellaceae.
CGCGUAUUUCACCAUCCCCCACUGAGGUGAAUUGUCCAGAAUCGUCGGCUUUCAUGUAAACUCUUGUCCUGUAUGUUCUCUAGGAUCACUUCCAGAUUCGUGUUCGAGUCCAAGGAACAAGCGAGAUGGCGAACUUUCCAACACUCGCAAAAAUUGCCGACGUAAAGGAGCAUCAGUUUGAGAAGCCGGUGAAAAAGAUCUUCGAUGGCCCUGACGUUUCCUUCUUUCUGAUGUCGCUGGCAUAUCGGGACAUCAUGACAUUUAUGCUGCAAUUGAACAGGUCGGUUUUGCCACGCAAAAAUCAGACUGGAGGAACGACCGCAAUUACGACCUGGCGAUUAGACUCUGAGGACGUUGUGUUCUCAGAUGCCGUGUAUCGGCUGCGAAGUCUGUUGAAUAAGCUAAUAGAGCUCGUCGAAGCGGUUCCUCCUGAUACCGGCCCUCGGCGAUUUGGCAACGUCAGCUUCCGCAAGUGGUACAGGAUCGUCGAGGAACAGGUUGGCGACCUCUUGACGGAAUCUCUGCCAGAAGAACUAGGACCAGCGCAUGAAGAACUCACCUCAUAUUUCCUGGGAAGCCUUGGCAGCGCUCAACGGCUGGACUAUGGGACAGGCCACGAGCUCAGCUUUCUUGCCUUCCUGGCUUGCCUGUGGAAGCUGAGUUUCUUCCCCGAGGCCGAAGCGGGAGUGGAAGAGCGAGGAAUUGCCCUGGGGGUUUUCGAGCUAUACCUCAUCCUCAUCAGGAAACUCAUCAAGACGUACACCUUGGAACCGGCCGGGUCUCACGGUGUUUGGGGCUUGGAUGACAAUUCAUUCCUCCCAUAUAUUUUUGGCUCUGCGCAACUAUGCCCGCCGAUCGCUGAAACAGACGACACCCCUACCGAAGGGUCGCUCCCUGACGCGCCCGAGGCAUCUGCAGUGACAAAACUCAACCUCGUCGAGAAGGAGAAGGGUUCAAAUAUGUACUUUUCGGCCAUAGCGUUCAUUUACGACGUCAAAAGGGGUCCGUUCUGGGAACACAGCCCCAUGCUUUUCGACAUAUCUGGCAUCAAGGACGGUUGGGGCAAGAUCAACAAGGGCAUGAUCAAGAUGUACAACGCAGAAGUGCUCUCCAAGUUCCCCGUCGUCCAGCAUUUUCCCUUCGGAUCUCUGUUCGAGUGGGAGCGGGAUCCCAAAGCCAGGCCGCCACCACCCUCCACACACGCUGCGAGUCAACCCCUCCGAAACCCAAUGGACACCAAUGCCCCAAGCGCGAUGAGACCGAGUGGCCCGCCGAUGGGGUCAACGGCUGCUCCCUGGGCUGCGAAACCGUCAGCAGCACCAGCGGGGUUCGUCAACGGUGUCACGCAGGCGCCCUGGGCGAGUCGAGCGCCAGCGCCAGCGCCUCCUCGAGGCGGCUUUGCUGGAGCACAGAGACGGCCGCUGCAAGCGCUGAAGGAGACGGACACGAAGACGAUCCAGCAAAAUCCCGAAGGGCAGAAGUAAGCGUUGUACGAGGGCACAAGAAGACGGUUUCAAAAUGUAUGAUUAUUCUGCACGGGAACCAAAACCAGACUGGGACAUGUAUCAAGUCGAGCAUGGGAACAGGGGGUAUCACGAUGAAUCUGAAUCAUAGCCCACCACCAACGCCGUGCUGUUUGCCACUUUUGUCUUCGUCUCUUUCUCUUUCUCUUGCUUCUGCUCCGUCACCCCUUCGUCCGGCCG